Messenger RNA from Pochonia chlamydosporia 170, 1218 nucleotides. RefSeq names its product lipase (class 3) domain-containing protein. The transcript is spliced from 5 exons. The record is from RefSeq and is a predicted model, not a curated record. The coding region runs from base 1 to 1218 and encodes 405 amino acids. Gene Ontology annotation, biological process: lipid metabolic process. Lineage: Eukaryota; Fungi; Ascomycota; Sordariomycetes; Hypocreales; Clavicipitaceae.
AUGAGUUCGACAGACAGAGAACAGAAGAAAUCCCGCCGUCCGCCAACAGUUUUGGGCAGUUCUGGCUUCGGUGCGGGCCUAUCUGCUGAUGUCUCUGGCGCGUCUGGUUCGAACAACGCCGCUGCAGCAUUUCAUCAAGUUGCAAAUGCAUCUAAACAGCUGGAUAGAUACUUUCAGAGCCUCGACGGCGAAGGUGCUAGAUUUGCCAAAAUUCUUGAGCAAAGUCGCUGGCGAGAGAAAGCAGCGGCAUGCUCCAACUCUUCCUUCGAGGAUUGUUCACUUGCAGAAGCUACUCUGGAACAAUCACAUUGUCAACUCGUGCGGCUCGCAGCUGUGAGCGCAGUCAAGGUCUAUGCCAAAGAGGCGACCAAGGAUCUUGUACCUGAUGAAUUUUCCGUCUUCAGUAUACCAGCGAACAUCAACGCUGAGUCUUUGGGGGGCUCAGUCAAGGCUACAAACAUCUGGCUGUACAUUCCGAAUGAUUCAACUUCUGGUUCCACUAAUGUUAUCGUUGUAGCAAUCCGAGGUUCCGUUACAUAUCACGAUUGGCUGGUGAAUCUCAAUAAUGGUGGUGGGCGACCCGUUCAAGAUCCUUUCCUGGGCGUUGAUGAAGUAGGCACGCCUUAUAGUGCUCACCCUGGGUUUUUGGAGUGCGCAAAGGCGAUGAAGACCAAGGUCUUUGAGCUCAUCCAUCAGUUUUGUUCAAACAAUUUCGCGGCUGAAGUUCGAUCAAAGCCAACUUUGCUAUUCACGGGUCAUUCUGCCGGUGGUGCAGUAGCAGCCAUGCUAUACACGCACUUGUUGAACUGUGACCCGGUUCUGGAUGAUAUACAUAUGAGUGCAGCGCUGAAGACAGCAUUUGGUGCAGUUCACUGCAUAACAUUUGGAGCUCCUCCGAUUACAACAAAACCACUGUUGCCAUCUCAAGCAGGCUCGCUACUUUUAUCCAUCAUCAAUGACGGUGAUCCGGUGCCGAGGGCAGACAAAGAAUACAUCGAUGCUCUGCUGCGCCUAUUCUCCAACGAUAUGCCCGAGGAAGGAACCAAAUAUGUGCUGCCACCUCGCGUCUUUUUUAAUGCGGGUGCGGAAAUCAUCACUCUGGUUGAUGGUCGGCUGCUUCGGCCAAGUGAAUUCGGCAAGGGUAGCUUAGCGGAGACGCUGAUGGGAGACAAGAGAGCACAUUCAAUGUUGGAGUAUCGCAGGAGGCUAGAGUUAUAG